This is a messenger RNA of Mus caroli (Ryukyu mouse), 1128 nucleotides long. RefSeq names its product chondroadherin (gene Chad). Gene Ontology annotation, cellular component: plasma membrane. The record is from RefSeq and is a predicted model, not a curated record. Gene Ontology annotation, molecular function: protein binding. NCBI's taxonomy places the organism in Eukaryota, Metazoa, Chordata, Mammalia, Rodentia, Muridae.
GAGGACUUGUCGCUGCCUUAGCCCCCAGCCCCGGCUCAAGGCGUCCCAACCAUGGCUCGCGCGCUCUUAUUCAGUCUGGUCUUUCUUGCCAUCCUCCUGCCUGCGCUGGCCGCCUGCCCCCAAAACUGCCACUGCCAUGGAGAUCUGCAGCAUGUCAUCUGCGACAAGGUGGGGCUGCAGAAGAUCCCCAAGGUAUCAGAGACAACCAAACUGCUCAAUCUCCAGCGCAACAACUUCCCGGUGCUGGCUGCCAACUCGUUUCGGACCAUGCCGAACCUGGUCUCCCUGCACCUGCAACACUGCAACAUCCGCGAGGUGGCGGCUGGUGCCUUCCGAGGCCUGAAGCAGCUCAUCUACCUGUACCUGUCCCACAACGACAUCCGGGUAUUGCGAGCUGGAGCCUUCGAUGACCUGACUGAACUCACUUACCUCUAUCUAGACCACAACAAAGUGUCAGAACUGCCCCGGGGGUUGCUCUCCCCACUGGUCAACCUCUUCAUCUUGCAACUCAACAACAACAAAAUCCGAGAGCUGCGUGCUGGAGCCUUCCAGGGGGCCAAGGACUUGCGCUGGCUCUACCUGUCAGAAAAUGCCCUCAGUUCCCUGCAGCCUGGUUCCCUGGAUGAUGUGGAGAACCUAGCCAAGUUCCACCUGGACAAGAACCAGCUGUCUAGCUACCCCUCAGCAGCCCUGAGCAAACUUCGGGUGGUGGAGGAGCUGAAGCUGUCUCACAACCCUCUGAAGAGCAUCCCAGACAAUGCCUUCCAGUCCUUCGGUAGAUACCUGGAGACCCUCUGGCUGGAUAACACCAACCUGGAGAAGUUCUCAGAUGCUGCCUUCACGGGUGUGACCACACUGAAACACGUCCAUCUGGACAACAACCGCCUGAACCAACUGCCUUCCUCCUUCCCCUUUGACAACCUGGAGACCCUCACUCUCACCAACAACCCAUGGAAAUGCACCUGCCAGCUCCGUGGCCUUCGGCGGUGGUUGGAAGCCAAGGCUUCUCGACCGGAUGCCACCUGCUCCUCGCCAGCCAAGUUCAAGGGUCAGCGGAUUCGUGACACAGAUGCCCUUCGCAGCUGCAAAUCCCCAACCAAGAGGUCCAAGAAAGCUGGCCGCCAUUAA